GAUUAAAUUCCAUAUAUUUUCAUUUUUUAUUAACUUCUGAUAUUUAUUUAUUAUUCGUAAACAUUGCAUUAUUAGAGAAGGAAGUUCUACAUAAAUUAUUAGAAAAAUAUUAAAAUAACAUUUUGAUUGUAUUACAAAUAGUAUAAAGGCACAGGUACAACAUCUAGAUAGGUGAAACCUAAAAUGAGUGAAAGAAAUCUAAAAGCUGUUCGUAACAGAUAUAACCCUUUAAAAAAGUGGAGUCGUAGUGAAGAAAUAUCUUUAAUCAACUAUAUAAAACAAAAUCCCGAUUUUGAGAAACCAACUGGAAGAAUUUAUUACACAAAAUUUUUAUCCACUACGCAAAUAGGUAUUGAUUGGAAACUCGUGCGAAGUAAAGUUCGCAACAUGCGUGUUACAUAUCGCAAAGCAAAAGAAUAUGAAAUUAAUAAAAAUUAUUUCAAUACUUCCGGUUUCAAUACUGUGAGAAAUAAAGUAUUAAAAAAAUGUUGGUUUGUAGAUCAUUUCGACGUUCUUUUUCCCAAUGAAAUCGAUAAUUAUAUCAAUAAAAAACCAGAAAAUACCAAAACAGAUAAAAGUUUUUCAGAUGAAGAGGAAAAAGAAGAAGAUGAACUAUCAUCAAAUUCUUCAUCUUCAAACAGCAUAGAUAAUAGACCCAUAUUAAGAGUGCAAAAGGAUAUGUGCAGUUUCAAACAAAAAAAGCGUAAGACAUACACUAGCAUAAAGGAACAAGAACUUGAGCUGGCACGAGAGAAAUUAGCUUUUGACAAAGAAAAAUUUCGUCAAGAACUUAGAAUAAAAGAAAUGGAGAUUGCAAGCCAAGAAAAAACAAUGUUAAUGGAGUUACAAAUGAAGGAGAGAAUAGCGACGAAAGAAUUGGAACUUAAGGAGAAAUUAGCAUUGGAUUCAUUGGAAAACGAGGAAUCUUCUUAUAAUAAUGAUUAUCAUAAUUUGACACAAUACUCAAGGUUCUAGGUACAUUAUUAGAUCGAUAUGUUAGAUAUUUUAAUACAUACAUUUAACAAUAUAUUUUAUUAAAAUAAAUUGAAACAAAAUUUGUACGUUUAGAUGGAAUUUAAAUGCAAUAGAAAAACAUGUUUGUCUAAACUUUGAAAAACGUCCUUCGAAGAACUAUUAAGAUCUUAAUAGUCCUAUUGUGGCAUUUACAGCUUUUCAUAUUCCGAUUAAAUCAAAAUUUCACAAAAUGACACGUUACCGUUUUCACUUGGAUGGAUGUCGAAGUAAAUUUUGCCAGUACCUAAAUUUUAUAAAAAAAAUAAAACAAAAAACUUAAAAACCAUAAAAAGCUUGGGGCUAUUAUUCUUUUGAAAUUAAUCCCAAUUUGUUACUGCUAUAUGGUUAAAGUUUCAUAUAAAUAUUAUAUAAAACAAAAAUAAACAAUA
This is a messenger RNA of Lucilia cuprina (Australian sheep blowfly), 1403 nucleotides long. RefSeq lists its product as uncharacterized. The record is from RefSeq and is a predicted model, not a curated record. Lineage: Eukaryota; Metazoa; Arthropoda; Insecta; Diptera; Calliphoridae. The coding region runs from base 184 to 975 and encodes 263 amino acids. The transcript has 5 exons.